AUGGUUUCCAGUUACGAGAUAUUAUCACCUCUUACUCUUAAGAUGACAACAUGGCUAAUGGCAAUUUUCUGUCUGGCAACCGCGGGCUGUUCAAACGUUACGGAUCAGCAAACAUCUGAGACACAUCACGAUCAGCAGGUAGCGAUCUUGAAACAGAUCAGAAAAGUGAAUGAAGACGGCUCUUACACGUACGGUUACGAGGCGGGCGAUGGAUCAUUCAAGGUCGAGAGUCGUGACGUUCUAGGCAACAUCAAGGGUACGUUCGGUUUCGUCGACGCGGACGGUGAAAUAAAAAGGGUGUCGUACUCUUCCUCUAACGGGACAGGGUUUAAAGCAACCACCGUGUCGCCAUUGCAGGAACAAGUGUCCGUCGUGCAGAGCAUUCCGCGUGUAAACCGUACCACCACGACCAAGAAGCCGAACAUCAUCUAUCCCUCGUCCACCGAACCGACUACAAAAACAUCGGUGGUUCAGUCUAUACCGCGAAACAGAAAAGCCACAACUACAUCAACCACGACGACAACAACAACGACAAGCACAACAGAGCAACCGAAAUCGAUAUUCGGUCAUUAUUUAAAAGGCACCGGGAAAAGUAGGCCUCGUUUUGUGAUAAACGGACAACAAAGGCCUCUGGUGAUAGAAGAAGAAGGAGGAAUAGAGGAUGAAGACUCUCAGAUAAAUCGACCGAGCACAGACGACAAAACCUCCACCUACAGACGAAUCAUAUUUGCUAGACGGCCAAUCGAGCAAACCCUUCGACCGAUCUCGGAUGACUUCGUGGAGAAAGACGACGAGGCCAAAGUGACGACUGGAAAUACGUUGAGAAGACAGCUGCACGACGAAACCACGAAGUCCAAUCCAAUCGUGGAAACCAAUAACGACGACCAUCCUGACGUUUACGGCGGAUCUUUGUCCACGACGCGGCCUUUGUUCACCACGACCACGCCGCCGAGGGUCCUCCAACGUGUCCCGGCUAACCGCAUCGAACGACCAAAGGUGUACGUAAACCGAGAGAAUCUUGGCCCAGCAAGAUUCGAAAACGUGAAGUACGACAAUUCUCGAGCAUACGAAGCAGAGACGAAAGCUACUCGGGAAGAAGUUCGUAUUCCUGCACGAGUAUCUGAGAAUAGAGAGUACGUACGGCAAAGCACGGAGCCUGUCUUCGUCAGACAGCAACCGGAACAGUUCUUGCGCGAGUUACCUGGUGGAAGGAUCCUACUGCCGACUCAGCCAAACAACCUCGAGGAAGAUCCAGCUUACAGACAAAUUCCUCUUAAUAGAAUCUUACUACGUCCUCUGCCAGGUCAACAGCCAAUUUAUUCAACUACAACAGACGCUAAUAUUCAUUAUCUGACAGAGAGUACACUCCCGGAGCAAGAAGAAGACCCAAGAGUCGCGGUGACUCCGGGAUACAUACGUCCACGACCGUUUCCACGGCCAAUGAUCUAUCCGGAGCCCGAUCCAAGACCUAGACCAGUUCUAAGACCAGUCCCGCAAACGGUAUCACCACCAGCUGACGACAGAGAGUAUCAAUCGACUCCAGAGUAUCCGUACAGAGGCAGUACGAUCGCUCUUCCCCCAGAGCCUCCUAACCCAAUUGCUCCUCCUCUUAGCCGACGGGACUUCCAGAUGCUCCUAAGAAGACUACUUGUUAGCCAAUACGGUGUCCAGGCUUUGUCUUAUCCGAAAACAUACCUAGAAGAUGCUUUAUACGAUCAGCAACCGUACCCAUCCUAUCAGCCAGGUUACCAAACGCCUGCCCCGCGAUCAGAGAUUGGGUAUGAUCAGCAGUUGUCUGUUCAGUAUGGCGAUCGGGUGCCUGUAAGGCGCCCCGUGUACGCUAGAGCACUGAAUCCUAUCUAUCAGCCGCAGCAAUACGAAGAAUACAACGAUGGCAGGUACUCCAAAAGAGUUUACAGGCAAAAGUUCUACACGCAAGACGUCACCGAUGACGGGGACGAGAUCUUGCCUGCCCCUAUUAGGGAAGCUUUAUUGUUGAGGAUGCUGCAACUGGCCAUCAAUGUUGAACGUCCAACCAUGGUCACGACUCCAAUGAUGACCACGACGACGCCAGCGACCAGGUACAGGAAAGCUGGACCGAUCAGAAGUGUACAAAUCAUCACAGAUGACGACGACGAGAAGGAUGUUAUGAAGAAGAAAAUGUAA
This is a messenger RNA of Dufourea novaeangliae, 2166 nucleotides long. RefSeq lists its product as uncharacterized. The transcript has 3 exons. Lineage: Eukaryota; Metazoa; Arthropoda; Insecta; Hymenoptera; Halictidae. Gene Ontology annotation, cellular component: chitin-based extracellular matrix. The coding region runs from base 1 to 2166 and encodes 721 amino acids. Gene Ontology annotation, molecular function: structural constituent of chitin-based larval cuticle. The record is from RefSeq and is a predicted model, not a curated record.